AUGAUCAUCCCUGGCCGCGCUCUCCUCACCCGCACCAUCAUCCGCAAUGUGCAGAAUCCAACCCUACAAGUCCAACCCUGCGGCGUGGAUCUCACCCUCAAACGAGUCCUUACCUGGACAUCACCUGGAAUAAUCGAUCUAGACAACCAGCGUCGCCAGACCGCGUCAACCAACGAAAUCCCCUUCCCUGCAUCAAGUACCACUACUCCAGAGGAACGCUUCCUCGACCUCCCGCAGGGAUCCUAUCUCGUCGAAUUCAACGAGACAGUUUCCGUCCCUCUGGACGCGAUGGGCCAGAUCUUCGUGCGCAGCUCUUUGUUCCGUUCUGGUGUGUUGCUCACCGCCGGCGUUAUGGACAGUGGAUAUGUAGGCGCAGUUGGGGCCUUGAUGCAAGUGCUUAAUCCCGCCGGACUGAGGGUUUACCCUUCUGCGCGACUCGCGCAGUUUGUAUUCCACCAGAUGAGCGAGGAGGUAGAGGGGUACGCGGGUGUUUACCAGGGGAGGACGUCACUGUAA
This is a messenger RNA of Aspergillus fischeri NRRL 181, 516 nucleotides long. Its product is annotated as putative dUTP diphosphatase Dut. Lineage: Eukaryota; Fungi; Ascomycota; Eurotiomycetes; Eurotiales; Aspergillaceae. The coding region runs from base 1 to 516 and encodes 171 amino acids. The transcript has a single exon. The record is from RefSeq and is a predicted model, not a curated record.